AUGGUUGUCCUGCUGGUAGGAUACCGGGCAGGCAGGGAGAUGGACGAAGGAGGCGCGGCGCGGCACGAAGCAGCGCCCGGGAUAACCGGCGAGAAUGGCGAUGGGGAUGCGCGGGAGGAGGAGGGGGAACGGGGGGCCGCAGACGGUGAGAGCGAGCGGUGCGAGGGCGCGGAGACGGCGCCGCGUUGCAAGAGGAGCGCCUUUCCGCCCGUUACGGCGGAUAUGAUUGCUGUAGCUGAGCAGGGCUCUCUCUCUGCUCGCCUGCUCUCCAUGUGUGCAUGUGAUGCUGUGGCUGUGACCUCACGCCUCACACUGCAAUUAAUCUG
Molecule: messenger RNA, 326 nt
Organism: Closterium sp. Naga37s-1
Lineage: Eukaryota; Viridiplantae; Streptophyta; Zygnematophyceae; Desmidiales; Closteriaceae
Source: the annotation of a GenBank genome assembly